AUGCGUCUCCCCGCGGUGGGCUCCUGGGUGCCACGCUCACUCCCAGACAGCGUCACCUGGGCGUCCCACGGCGACUUCAAGGGCCGGGAGCCGUUCCCAGACGGGCAGGGGCUGCAGCUCCCUGGGCUGGGCAGCAGAGCCCCACCACUGGCGGCUCAGACGGCCGAUCUCAUCCCCACGGCGCGGCGCGGGGGCCAGAACCCCGGGUGGAGACGUCAGCAGAGCUGGUUCUCCCCAGAGGCUCUCAGGGUGGGUCUGCCUCUACCUCUCCCCCAGCCUCUGGUGGCCGCCACCAACCCAUGGAGCCCCUUGUCUGGGAGACACAGAGCUCCAGCCUCUGCCUUCCUGGCCACACGCUGCCCUGUGUCUGUCCGCUGGUGGGGACAUGGGCGGUGGCGGCUCGGAGCUCACCACGAGAACCUCAUCCUAACUGAAUCGCCAGAGCCUGGGGGGCACGAUUCACUCCAGUGCACCAGGGACGCAGGUGGACAAGACAGAGAUGGCGUGGCAGGGUGGGGUCAGGUCCUGCGCUGUGGCCCCAAGUCCAUGACAGAGGUCUGCCCAUCUCGCCAGGUGCUGCAGGCGAGAGCAGACGAGGAACAGGAGGAGGGCAGGCGGGAGGGACCCGGACGGCAGGAGUGGGAAGAAAUGAGCCCAGACCUCCCGCACCGGCAGUGUCUCCUCCAGGACGCCUUCUCAGCUGUGAGUGGGGAUGUCUCCCCUCUGCGGGCCGCCCCGCCCCGCCCCCGCCCUGCCCACCCCCUGCUCUCGCCCCCCCACUGCCCACCCCCUGCUCCCGCCCCCGCCCUGCCCACCCCCUGCUCCCGCUGUCCCAGAGCCCCUUCCCUGUCCCGGCGUCCCUGA
This is a messenger RNA of Microcebus murinus (gray mouse lemur), 864 nucleotides long. Lineage: Eukaryota; Metazoa; Chordata; Mammalia; Primates; Cheirogaleidae. The record is from RefSeq and is a predicted model, not a curated record.